This is a messenger RNA of Microstroma glucosiphilum, 1324 nucleotides long. Its product is annotated as PhyH-domain-containing protein. Bases 74 to 1219 code for a protein of 381 amino acids. The record is from RefSeq and is a predicted model, not a curated record. The transcript has 3 exons. NCBI's taxonomy places the organism in Eukaryota, Fungi, Basidiomycota, Exobasidiomycetes, Microstromatales, Microstromataceae.
CCGCCACUUCCGUCUUGAGCUGAGACUACCAUCCCCUCCAGACCAUACCGCACCGCUUCACCUCGACACCACCAUGACACCCACCGCCACCACGUCUCAUUCCACGUCUGCCUCUGCCUCUGCUUCAUCUUCGAGCUCGGGGGCACUCACGCCCGCCCAGCUCGCGCAAUUCCACCGAGAGGGGUACCUCGUCCUCCCGCGCUUCUUCGAUCCCACUGCCCUCCUAGCCCGGGCAAAGGACCUCGUGCAGUCCUUCUCCCUCGAGGGUCACCCACUCACCACCUUUUCCACCGGCAGGGGAGACGAAGAAGAUGCAGACCUCACAGUAGCGGACAAGGAGGAGCAGCAACGGCAGAAGGAGAAGAAGAAGCAUGUAGGGGAUCGAUAUUUUCUCGAGAGCGGAGAUAAGGUGCGAUUCUUCCUCGAGGAAGAGGCGGUGGGAGCUGAUGGGAAGCUCAAUAGGGAUAAGAGUAGAGCCGUGAACAAGGUCGGACAUGCUCUCCAUCUACACGACCCCUACUUCCACGACUUUUCCUUCUCCUCGUCCCUGCAAAACCUAGCACGCUCUCUCAAUGUCCAUGCAGAUCCUCGCGUACUGCAGUCCAUGAUCAUCUGCAAGCAGUCCUCGAUCGGCGGAGCCGUACCGCACCACAAUGACUCGACGUUCCUCUACACGGAUCCUCCCUCGGCGGUGGGAUUCUGGUUCGCCUUGGAGGACUGCACGAGGACGAAUGGAUGCCUGAGCUUCCUCAAGGGAAGUCAUCGAUGGCCAAAGGACGGUACAGGCGCAGACUCAGUGCCCAAGCCUAGCGCGCCGAGACCUGUGGAGGACGAGGAGAUUACCGCCGAGUACGGUACACCGCGGGGGAUCAAUGCUCGCUUUGUGCGCAGAGAGGCUGCUGAAGAGGAGGGUGGGACAACUUUCGUCACGCUGGAGCAGAAUGAGGAGGCAGACUGGGACGAGGAGGGUGCUACGCUCGAGGAAUGCGAGGCAGGGUCGCUAGUGCUGAUCAAUGGAUCGGUGCUGCACCAGAGCAAGAAGAACCUCAGCGAGAAGAGCCGCUACAUCUACACCUUCCACAUGAUCGAGGGUGACCCCACACGGGCGCACUUCGACGAGCGCAACUGGCUACAGAUGCCCCGUGGAGCAGACGGCAAGCGAGAGCCCUUCAGUCAGCUGUAUCACCCGCCAGCCCCUCCCGCGCGUUCGGGCUUGUAGAUGGACGAAGCGACGAUGUAGUCUUAGGGGUGUGACAUGCUUGUUGGGCGCUAUGAAGACGUAGUGAAGGAGACAAACAAAUAUACUACGUUCCGCACACUGCCU